AUGACUAGUGAUGGGGAUGAUACUUCUGCAAAAUGCCAAUACUGUGGAAAAGACGAUUCAGAAGAUAAAGGUAAAGUAAUCUGGGUUGGAUGUGAAUACUGUGAUUCAUGGGUCCAUUUACUAUGCUUACCGAUUAAUUGUAUGAUUCCAAAACCCGAUAAUAAGGAGGAACUAAUGGAUAUAAAAGAGAAUCAGAUAAACUCUUUCAGAUGCUUAUUACAUAGCGAUGAUAAGCGACCAGAGUUGAAGUUGGUACGCAUAAGUACCGCUAAACAAAGUAGGUUGAGAAAGAAGCGCGCUAUUGAUUAUGUAGCACUUAAUGAGGGAAAUGACAAACGUUUGAAACAUGAACAUCCACACAUAAAGGCUUUUCUUGCUUGUUUUGAAAGAUGGAAGGGUCUUAAGACUAUAACAUCAAAGCAGUUAGAAUCUGAUUUCCAAAGUAUUAAAGAACCUUUGAGAGUAAUUGAUCCAGAAAACAGCGGUAUGUACGUUUCCACUGCAAAUGAGCUUGGUCUAGUAGAUGAUAAGAAUAAUACUAAGUUAAAUGUUGAUUUUUUGACUCAAAUUUUAGGUGAUGAUUACCCAAUAGACGUUAUGGAUGUACAAACUCAGAUGAAUGAAAGAUGGACAUUAGCUCAAUGGAAUGAUUAUUAUACGAAUACAAGUGUUCAGAAAAGAGACCGGAUUAAAAACGUAAUUUCGUUGGAAGUUAGUCAUGUUGAACAAUUUAAGAAUGGGAUUAGACGACCAAAAGCGGUAGACAACAAUGAUUUGGUUGACCUAGUUUGGAAUUUCGGUGGUGAAAACGACGACAUCGAACGUCCCAAAGUAACAAAGUAUAUUCUUAUGUCAGUUCAAAAUGCAUACACAGAUUUUCAUCUUGAUUUCGCUGGAACCAGCGUGUAUUAUAAUGUCAUUUCUGGUGCCAAGAAGUUCAUCCUAUUUCCACCUACAGAGUUUAAUUUGAAACAAUAUAAAAAAUGGUGUGAUGAUGACAACCAAAACCUUGUUUUCUUAGGUGAUCUAUUAAAGGAGGGUAUUGCUAUGGACCUUACAGAGGGGAACCUAUUUAUGAUUCCAUGUGGUUAUAUCCAUGCAGUAUUUACGCCACGUGAUUCUUUUAUUGUCGGCGGUAAUUUCUUGACUUUAAGAGAUAUUACCACACAAUUGGGUGUGGUAGCCAUUGAAAGAGCCACUAAAGUGCCAAAAAAAUUUACAUUUCCUCAAUUUGACAUUGUAAUGGGAAAGACAUGUGAAUGGCUACUGGAAUCUAAUAAUAUUGAGAAGGUGAAACCAGCGGAUGUUGUAAGCCUCAUUGCUUAUCUUAAAUCGUCCAAAACCAAGUACAGACCAUUAAAACAUGAGACAAAAAAAGCUCUCAUUCUAGCACUCUCUAAUAAGCUCGAUAAUACAUCAGCCGAUGCGUUGUAG
Molecule: messenger RNA, 1434 nt
Organism: Kluyveromyces marxianus DMKU3-1042
Lineage: Eukaryota; Fungi; Ascomycota; Saccharomycetes; Saccharomycetales; Saccharomycetaceae
Gene: JHD1
Product: [Histone H3]-lysine-36 demethylase
Exons: 1
Coding region: 1-1434 (477 amino acids)
Biological process (GO): protein demethylation; regulation of transcription by RNA polymerase II
Molecular function (GO): transcription coregulator activity; histone demethylase activity
Source: RefSeq, a predicted model, not a curated record